Molecule: messenger RNA, 3904 nt
Organism: Culex quinquefasciatus (southern house mosquito)
Lineage: Eukaryota; Metazoa; Arthropoda; Insecta; Diptera; Culicidae
Gene: Zn72D
Product: zinc finger RNA-binding protein
Exons: 7
Coding region: 294-2948 (884 amino acids)
Cellular component (GO): precatalytic spliceosome
Molecular function (GO): zinc ion binding; single-stranded RNA binding; double-stranded RNA binding
Source: RefSeq, a predicted model, not a curated record
CAUUCAUAAUGGCCGUCUGACGAGAAGGAGACACACACGGCGACGACGGCGUUUUUCACACUUUUCGCUUUUCCCGGGACGAUCCAUUCAGAACGCGAAAAAUCGAUUGAAUCUCGAAAGUCGUCGUCGUCGUGCGUCUGGUUCCGAUUUGCGGACCCAUUGCGAGUCUUGCGAGUGUGUGAUUUGGGUUCUGUUUGUGUGUGCAGCCUCCCGUGGAAAGAAAGACAAGAAUUCUACUUCCGGGUCCGGGGACAGACUCCCUGCCACCGAAGAAGAAAAAAAAAUUGUUAUUCAUGUAUGUUGUUUUCUGUUCCUCCCCGGUGACGACGACGACGACGAUUGUGACCUGCUGCAGCACGACCGCCACCGGAACCGCGUACCCGACGACGCAGACGGGUUAUGCAGUAGCGACCGCGGCCACACCGGCACCAGGGACCGGCUACGAGCAGGCCUACCAGACGGCGGCCACUCCCGGAACCUACGCGACAACUGCAGCGAGUUACGAUUACGGUUACGGUCGUACGACUCAGUACGAUACGAGCAAGACGUACUACCAGCAGGCAGGAGCAACGGCCACCGGUUACACGGCGGCUCCGACGGCGUACGAUACAACGGGUGGAGCGGGAGCGGGAGGUCCCAAGGUCAUCAACUUCCAGCCGGCCAAAACAACGGCCCAGUACACGGGACAGCCGCAGGCGUACGUUCCCCAACAGCAGGGCGGCUUCUCCCAGACGGUGACCACGGUCAACAGUGCGCCAAAGUCGGCGGCAUCGGCCCAGGCCGUGAACCCAAACGCCCAGAACACGUACUCGGGCUACGACGCGGCUUUGUACAGCGCUACGACGAUGUACGUUGCUCAGCAGCAGCAAAACACCAAAACUUCCAAUGUGGUCGGUGGCCAACAAUCCGGCGGCGGUGGUGGCGGCUGGCAAGGCUACAAAAAGAACAUCCCCGGCGGAGGUAUGAUGCCGUACAAGCCACGUAACAAGCCACCACCGAAGCCGCAGCCAAUUCACUACUGCGACGUUUGCAAAAUCAGCUGCGCCGGGCCGCAAACGUACCGCGAGCAUCUCGAAGGUCAAAAGCACAAGAAGCGCGAGUUGCUGUUGAAGCAGGCAUCCGAACCCGGCACGGCCACCCCAGCCAGACCCGCCAACAGUCUGCACUGCGAGCUGUGCGACGUGACCUGCACCGGAAACGACGCCUACGCGGCCCACGUCCGUGGCGCCAAGCACCAGAAAGUGGUCAAACUGCACACCAAGCUCGGUAAGCCGAUUCCGGCCUGCGACCCGGCUCCCAACACCGAGGAGAAAAAGGACGGCGAAGUCACGGACGAACACGACGAAUCGGUCAAGCCAGUGGGCAGCGAUUACAUCGAGGAAAUCAAGGACGACGAAGGCAAACUGGUCAGCUUCAGCUGCAAACUUUGCGAGUGCAAGUUCAACGACCCGAACGCCAAGGAGAUGCACAUGAAGGGUCGCCGUCAUCGGCUCCAGUACAAGAAGAAGGUCCAACCGGAUCUGUUCGUCGACAUCAAGCCAACGCUGAAGCAGAAGAAAAUGGCCGAAGCGCGUGCCCACCGCCAAGCCAUGCAGGAAGAGUUCUGGAACCGACGCCGCAUGGCCGAAGCCGAAAUGGACGACGGUGCCGACCACGGAAUGCGCCAGUUUGGACGUCAUCCGUUCUUCGGAAUGCUCCCAGGACGCCGCCCCGAGUCGUCCGACGACCGUCACGUCGUUGCGCGCCACGCCGAGAUCUACCCCAAAGAGGAAGAACUGCAGACAAUUCAGCGCAUCGUCUCCCACACCGAACGCGCGCUGAAGCUAGUUUCGGACGUGAUGACCUCAGGUGGUAGUUCAUCAACCGCCGCCGCCGCCGCCGCUGCCACCACCCCCGCCAAGGAUGACAAGAAGGAAGGCGAAGCGGCUGCUGCCGCUGCCGCCACCACCAAGCCAGACGAUCAAAACAAGGCCGAUGCCAACCAGAUGAUCUCGUUCCAGAAGGACGCCGAAGGCGGCACCGUCCGUCUGCUCAAGGGCGUCAUGCGAGUUGGACUGCUUGCAAAGGGACUCCUCCUCCACGGUGACAACACCGUCCAGCUGGUGGUGCUGUGCGCGGAAAAGCCGACCACGACGCUGCUCAAGCGCGUCGUCACCGAGCUGCCCCUCCAGCUGAAGAAGGUCGCCGAAGAGCAAAAGUACACGGUCACGAUGGCGCCGACGGAGGGCGCGGUCGCCGUGACGGACGGCACGAUUACGGUGAAAAUAUCGCUCACGUCGCCGCUGCUGCGCGAAGAUGCAAACAGCGCGACUGCCAACGAGCAGGCCACCCAGGGCGGCGCGGAAGAUUUACUGCCACGGGAGCCCUGUCUCCAGGCACUUGCUGCUCUGCGACACGCGAAGUGGUUCCAGGCUAGAGCAACCGGACUGCAAUCGUGUGUGAUGAUUAUGCGAAUCAUGCGUGAUUUGUGCCACAGAAUUCCCAUCUGGGGACACAUUUCGCAGUGGGCAAUGGAACUGCUCACGGAGAAGAUCAUCUCGUCGGCGGGCGGUCCGCUGACCCCGGGCGAGUGCAUGCGCCGCGUGAUGGAGGCACUGGCCUCUUCGAUCCUGAUCAACGGGCCCGGACUGCUCGAUCCGUGCGAGAAGGAGCCGGAAGACGCGCUGGCGACGCUCAGCAAGCAGCAGCGCGAGGACGUGACCGUGUCGGCGCAAAUGUUCCUCCGGUUCAUCGCGUUCCGGCAGAUCCACAAGGUGCUCGGCAUGGAACCGCUGCCGCCGCCAAAGUUUGUCGGCAACCGCAACUGGCGCUUCAACCGCAAGCGCAGGCGUUCCGGAACCGAGGGAGCCGACAAUGAAGCCGAUGGCAAGAUGGUCAAGAAGGAGGACGGCAAAGGAGACAGCGGCGGCGCCAACGUGGUGGACAUGGACACCGAAAGUGGCAAGUAGACUGUAAGGAAGAGAGAGCUCUUUUGUUACACUUAGGUACUUGUCAGCUAGAAUUUUAACCACUUUAAAACAUACAUGAAACCGAUUGAGAGGAUUUUAGAGAACACACUAAACACUCAAUAAAAAAGUAUUGGAUUUAAUUAUGAUGAUGCUACAAAUAUAGUUGUCUCUCAGCGAUCAAUAAACGGAAAAAUUUGGAAGAAAAAGUCACUUUUGAUCUGAAAUAUAUCGCACUACAUGAAAAAAAAACUAAAUCAAGAAAUCAAAUUGAGAAAAAACAAAACGUAAAACUAUCAACCCUUGCCAGGAUCUUUGCAAAAUGUUCGUACCAAAAGGUAAUCCUCAACACACAGACCGUAUUAUUUCCUCCCAAUUUUAAACUAACAGGAACUAUUCAGGAAAAAGCAAAACAAAGAAAAACUAGAAGCAUUUGGCAAUCCAACUUGUUUGUUGACGGUCAAUUUAGGAGGAGGGUGGAGAAGUCUCUGAAAAAUUAUGUUCAAUCUCUUUUAUGUUCCUACUCUUCUUCGCAUUAAACCGUGAGAAAAAAAAUGAUAAAAAUAAUCUUAGUAAACUAAACUGUUUGGAAUGUGAAACACAAAAAAAAUCAUAUAAAUGUAUUUAACCUCUACUAUUUCGACAUCAAAAAAAAUAUGAUCAGCAAGAGCAAGCAAAAAUAAAAUAAAACAUACGAUUCUGAGGCUAAAGCGGGGGAAAACAUCCCCGCUGCCGAGAAUUUGUGUGAAUUGAUACAUGCACUAGAAUAAACAAUGAUAAACCAACAAACAAUAUUAAACACAUAAACUUUCAACUCGAGAAAAAACCGGGGGAAAAGUCUAUAGCGAUCCUAAAAUAGUUUCCAUCAACCAGUUUAGAUACACGAGCAACUAAUUGAACCGUAAAUUCAUGAUAGUGAGCAUGUAAUAAACAAAUUUGAAGUAUUUCUUCUUAAUGAA